Plectropomus leopardus (leopard coralgrouper) is the source of this 1592-nucleotide messenger RNA. The record is from RefSeq and is a predicted model, not a curated record. Lineage: Eukaryota; Metazoa; Chordata; Actinopteri; Perciformes; Serranidae.
GUGGUGUCGUGGUUCGAAGCUGUCCAUGACCUGCUGACCUCUGACCUUCAGAGGAGCUCCGCCCCCCUGCUCAGCCUCACUGAAAACUUCUAUGACUACUUCCUGCUGUUGGGUCAGGCGUCUCUUCCAGUCACUCAGCUGUCUGUGGUUCUUAUUCAGUUGGCUCGAUUUGCGUUGGAACCAGAAAUCCACUUUCCACUGAGACUCGAGGCCAUCAGAACGUUUAACAGCAUCCUGCAGUCUCUGAGCUCCGAACAGCGCAAACUGAUCCAGACGGACCAGAGCCACAACGCCAUACUGUCUCAGGUGGCAGCAACAGUUCUGUCAGUUGGAGACUACCAGCUGCAGGUCAGCCUAUCAGAGGCUCUGUGUCGACUGACCCCCAGGAAGGAGCGUCGGCAGAGAGCCUAUCAGUGGUUCUCCUGUUGUGACAUCAGCAGCUCCUUCUGUGACAUCAGGGACGCAGACUUCGAGGUGGACUGCCGCCGUUUCCUGAACUUUGUGAAUGGUUGCCAUGGCAGCGAGAGGAGGGUGUACACCUUCCCCUGUUUACGAGCCUUCCUCGACUCCACCGAGCUGUUUCGACCAAAAGAUGAAAAACUGGACGAGUUCUGGAUCGAUUUCAACGUCAGCUCGGGAUGUGUGAGCUUCUUCAUCAACGAGCCCCAGGAGUCCCUGUGGGGGUCGGUCCACCUGCUGAAGGGGAACGUGGAUCGUUACAGUCUUCAGCUCGAACAGGACGAGACCGUCCUCAGCGUCUGGCUGAACAAUCCCAUCAUGCACCACAACAACAGAGGUCAGAAGGUGGAGCUGAAAUUUAAGCCGGAGCUCCACCGAGAGCUGGAGGACGCUGCCGGGAGAGUCUUCACGCAGAGAGUAAAGAGUUCCUGUGAGGGUGGUACAGUCCAGGUGUCCCCCUCUGCACACAAAGACAAUGAUAGGUCCUACAGACGGAAGAAACCAAAGAGCAAGAGUCAGCUGAAGGUUCUGCCUCUGUCGUCUCCGAGCAGUGAGGAAGACUUCUUGGUAACCAAGACUCCGCUGAGCAGAUCUGAGUUUCUGUUCGAUCAGAUCCAAAACUCGACUCCAGCGUGCCGCUCAGGUGUUCCUGUGAAGGCGGAGCUCAAGAUCUCUCUGGAAAAGACAGAAGAUUCGGGAGGAAACAUUUCUCCUAUAAGAAAAGAAAUGUUCAGUUCAGACAGGAAGAGAGCCGCUCAUGACUCAGGCUACCUGUCGGACCAAACUGAGGGCCUUCUGGCCCAGAAGAGGAGGGCGGAGCCUCAGACUGAGGGGGAGGAGCCAAAAUCUCCAACGCCAGAGUCAUCACCUGAGGGGGUGGAGCCACUGAAGGAGGGGGGGCUGCUCGGUGAGGAGGCGGGGCCACCAGAGGAGGAGGGGCUUGUGAAAGAGUCAGGGGAGGAGGCAGAAUCUGACCUGAGGUCUGGAAUCACAGCUGCCUUCAACACCUUCAUAACACAGCUGGAGCAACACUUCAACGGCUGCUGGAAGAACGUCGAAGCUGAAAUUUUUCUGUCUUUGAAAGAGUGUCAACAACACAUCUCCUCAUUGCUGACAGCUGUCCAUCAACACAG